UGUGUGUGUGUGUGUGUUUUGAAAGCUCUCUCAAUGUGUGCAGAGUGAGAUGCUGUCAGCAUGAUCCUUUCUGCUCCAAAUAAUCCGCCACAUUUGAGAUAAACAUAUCUUACAAGAUGAUGAGCACUUGGAGCUUGGUGUUUUUUACUUUAUUGACUGAACUGGAAUGAUUGAAUAGGGGGAGGGCUAGUUGCUGUGCGCAUGCUUGAGGAGAGGGGAAGAAAAAAACUCGGUUUGUUCAGUUGCGACAAGAAAAAAGGUGAGGCGCAAAACUAUACUAUAAGGAACCACACACAGUCCCACUGAGAGGACCCGCAACAGAAGAGGUGGAAAUAUCAACAAAAAUGUUUAUAUUUCAAAUUGCGACCAUGAUGCUAUCCGCAGGGUCGUGCGUCCUUGCCCAGGUAGGCAUACCCGAGUUCAGCGAUGUAUGCACGGAGGGGAGCUGCUACCCGGCUACCGGAGACCUUCUCAUUGGCAGAGCACACCAACUCUCCACCAACUCCACAUGUGGCCUCCACCAGCCCGAGCGGUUCUGUAUCGUCAGUCAUUUGCAGGAUGAGAAGAAAUGCUUUUUGUGUGACUCCACCGACGUCUACGUCAAAAGCGUGGUGAACACCACCACCGGCCACCGGGUGGAGAACGUCGUGACCACAUUUGCCCCCAACCGCUUGAAAACCUGGUGGCAGUCAGAGAAUGGCCUUGAGAAAGUGACCAUCCAGCUGAACUUGGAGGCGGAGUUUCAUUUCACCCACCUCAUCAUGACCUUCAAGACCUUCCGGCCUGCUGCUAUGGUGAUCGAGCGCUCGGCUGACUUUGGGAAGAACUGGCAGGUGUACCGCUACUUUGCAUACGACUGCGCGGCGGCAUACCCUGCCAUAUCCCCGGGGCCCAUGCAGAAAGUGGAUGACAUCAUCUGCGAUUCGCAUUACUCCGACAUAGAGCCGUCGACAGAGGGAGAGGUCAUCUUCCGAGUUUUGGAUCCAGCUUUCCGUAUUGAAGACCCCUACAGCCCCAGAAUCCAAAACAUGUUGAAGAUCACCAACCUGAGGGUGAAGUUCACCAAGCUGCACACCCUGGGAGACAACCUGCUGGACUCCCGCAUGGAGAUCAAGGAGAAGUACUACUACGCCGUCUACGACAUGGUGGUCCGGGGUAACUGCUUCUGCUACGGACACGCCUCCGAGUGCGCCCCCGUCGACGGGGCUGGGGCUGGGGAUGGAGUGGAGGGCAUGGUGCAUGGCCACUGUAUGUGCAACCACAACACCAUGGGGCUAAACUGUGAGAAGUGUCAGGACUUCUACCACGAGCUGCCCUGGAGACCAGCCAAGGGACGCAACACCAAUGCCUGUAAAAAGUGUAACUGUAACCAGCACUCAGGCUCGUGUCACUUCGACAUGGCAGUUUACGUCUCUACGGGUAAUGUGAGCGGCGGUGUGUGUGACGAGUGCCAGCACAACACCAUGGGUCACAACUGUGAACAGUGCAAGCCUUUCUACUACCAGCACCCAGAGAGGGACAUCCGCGACCCCAGCAUCUGUGAACCAUGUAACUGUGAUCCGGUGGGCUCCCUGAACGGCGGGAUCUGUGACAGGAUGACUGAUGUGUCAUCUGGACUGAUCACUGGCCAGUGUCGCUGCAAACCCAAUGUGGAGGGAGAGCGCUGUGACCAGUGCCAGCAGGCCCACUAUGGCCUGGGUGACCACCCUCUGGGCUGCCUGGCCUGCACCUGUAAUACCCUGGGGACAGUUCCUGGAGGGAGUCCGUGUCAUACAGACUCAGGAGAUUGUUUCUGCAAAAGCCUGGUCACAGGGAGAGACUGUGACCAAUGUAUGCCUCAGCACUGGGGGCUCAGCAAUGAUAUGGAUGGCUGCAGACCAUGUGACUGUGACCUGGGUGGAGCCCUCAAUAACGACUGUUCUCAGGAGACUGGCCAGUGUGCUUGUAGAGAACACAUGUUUGGCCGGCGCUGUGACCAGGUGGAGUCAGGCUUCUAUUUCAUUGCCCUGGACCACUACACCUACGAGGCAGAGGACGCCAAGUUUGGACCUGGUUUGACAGUAGUGCAGAGACCUCGCCCGCAGGACCGUAGCCCCACCUGGACAGGGAUAGGUUUUGUCAACGUUCCCGAGGGGGCCUACCUGGAGUUCUCCAUUGACAACAUCCCCCACUCCAUGGAGUACGACGUCCUCAUCCGCUACGAGCCUCAGUUACCAGACCAGUGGGAGGAGGUGUUGAUGACAGUGAUGCGGCCCAGUUUGAUUUCAGCAGACAGUCGCUGUGCCAACACCAUGCCCGAUGACGACAACCAGAUGAUAUCCCUUCAUCCCGGAUCACGAUACAUGGUGCUCCCCAGACCAGUGUGUUUCGAGGCAGGGAUGAACUACACUGUUCGUCUGAGCCUGCCCCUCUACUCUGCACUCAGUGACGUCCAGUCCCCAUAUACACUUAUCGACUCGAUUGUGCUGAUGCCCCACUGUAAGAACCUGGAGAUCUUCACUGGUUCUGUGGGAGGUGACGUGGCCACCAACAGUGCCUGGGACACGUUCCAGCGUUACCGCUGUCUGGAGAACAGCCAGAGCGUAGUGAAGACCCCGUCCACAGACAUCUGCCGCAACUUCAUCUUCAGCGUAUCUGCUCUGCUGCACCGGGGAGCUAAAGCAUGCCAGUGUGACCCGCAGGGCGCCCUCAGCACGGUGUGUGCCGCCAGCGGUGGGCAGUGCCAGUGUCGUCCCAACGUGGUAGGCAGGAACUGUGACAAGUGUGCCCCUGCCACCUUCCUUUUUGGACCCAGUGGCUGCAGACCCUGUGAUUGCAAUCCCCAGGGCUCGGAGGAUGCAUUCUGCCACGAGGCUACAGGCCAGUGUGUGUGUAUCCCCGGGGCAUACAGCCGUCAGUGUGACCGCUGUCUGCCGGGUCACUGGGGCUUCCCCAACUGUCGCCUCUGCACCUGCAACGGUCACACAGAGCAGUGCGACCCCUACUCCGGAAAAUGCCUGGGCUGCCGAGAACAGACCACUGGACACAACUGCGAGAGGUGUCUGGAUGGUUACUACGGCGACCCCGUCCUGGGUUCAGGGGACCAUUGUCGGCUCUGCAUGUGUCCGGAUGGGCCCGGAAGCGGGCGACAGUUUGCCGGUGAAUGUUACCUCGGUCUGGACUCCCCUUACCAGGUGUUCUGUGUCUGCAGCCCCGGGUACAGAGGUGCCAGAUGUGAGGAGUGUGCCCCAGGUUACUAUGGAAACCCCCAUGAGAACGGUGGGCAGUGCCAACCCUGCCAGUGCAACAACAACAUUGACAUGCUGGAUCAGGAGUCCUGUAAUGUCAGAACGGGUGAAUGUCUCAAAUGUCUCUAUCACACCGAGGGUCAGGGCUGCCACGGCUGCAAGCUGGGUUACUAUGGAGAUGCCCUCACGCAAAACUGCAGAAAGUGUGUUUGUAACCACCUGGGCACCAAUCCAGCCACGUGCCCGGUGGUGGGUGACUGCCACUGUGAUCUGGGCAGUGGGCAGUGCCAGUGUCUACCGAAUGUGAUGGGUCAGCACUGUGACCAGUGUGCCCCCGACACCUGGAACAUGGCCAGCGAGACGGGCUGCGACGCCUGCGACUGUGACCCCAACCACUCAUUUGGGACUUCCUGCAAUGAGCUGAGUGGCCAAUGCUCCUGUAAGCCUGGCUUUGGGGGUAAAACGUGUCGGGAGUGCAGAGAGCUGUUCUGGGGAGAACCUGAAGUGAAAUGCAACCCAUGUGACUGCGACCCGCGAGGCAUCGCCGAGCAGCAGUGCCACAAGGCCAACGGUCGCUGCGUGUGCGUGGAGGGCGUGUCUGGUCCCCGCUGUGACGUCUGCACCCGUGGCUACUCUGGCACCUUCCCCUACUGCGAACGCUGCCACCAGUGCUUCGCCGACUGGGACCUGGUCGUGGGUCAGCUGACCAAUCAGACCCACAGGCUGGUCAACAAGGUGAACACCAUCAAGGCCAGCGGCAUCACCGGACCCUAUAAACACACCAUAGAUAACAUGGAGCAGAGCGCCGGGGCCAUAAGAACUAUCCUGGCCCAGAACCCGGCUACACAGCCACUGUCAGAGAUACAGCAGCUGCUGGAGCAGGCCACAGAUCUAAUGGAAAAGAUGAGCAACAAGCUGAACCUCACUGAGGAGGCGCUGGCCCAGGUAUCAUCUGAUGACAACAGCACCAACACCAAACUGGACUCACUCAAAGAGGACACCCAGAAACUGGAUCGCACCGUCAAGGAUCUGCUGGACCAAGUGGAGUUCAUCAAGAACACUGACAUUCGGGGAGCGACAGACAGUGUCACCAAGUACUACCAGCAGUCUCUGGCUGCAGAUGCUCGCGCCAACACCUCCACUAGUGGCCCAGGUAACCCUGUGGAGAGCUCUGCCAUUUUACGGCAAGCCACAGAGGACAGGAUGAACGACACCAGGGAGGAGUUCCACAGGAGGCAGGAAGAACACGCCAAGAGACUGGAUGACCUGGCAGGACAACUGGAGACACUGGACCUAUCAGAACUCAACGUGAAGACGUGUGGCAGCCCAGCUGAUGCGUCAUGUGUGGACUCUCCGUGCGGGGGGUUGAGCUGUGUGGACUUCGAGGGGAACAGGAGGUGCGGUGGCGAAGGGUGCGGCGGUCUGGUCACCCUGGCCAAUAACGCCUGGCAGAAGGCCAAGGACUUUGACCAGGAGAUCCUCACGGCCAUGGAGGAAGUGGACAAGCUCGCCAAAAUGGUGUCGGAGGCCAAGGUGAAGGCGGAUGAGGCUAAGCUGAGUGCCCAGAACGUGUUGCUGAAGACCAACGGUACCAAGCAGCGUGUGGACCAGAGCAACGAGGAGCUGCGCAGCCUCAUCCGACAAAUCAGAGACUUCCUCACACAGGAUGCAGCGGACCUGGAGAGCAUUGAGGCAGUGGCCAACGAGGUGCUGGCCAUGCAGAUGCCCACCACACCAGCCCAGCUCCAAACCCUGACAGACGAGAUCAGGGAGAGAGUAGGAGACCUAGCCCACGUGGAGACCAUCCUUAACCAGAGCCCCGACGACAUCCAGAGAGCCGAGAGCCUACUGGAGCAGGCACGCAGAGUCAGUAAAGAGGCGACAAACGUGAGGGACACAGCAGAGAUGGUGAAGCAGGUUCUAGAGGAGGCUGAGCGUGCCCAGAGCGCAGCGGCCAAGGCCAUCAAACAGGCCACCACGGACAUCAAAGGCACCAAUGACCUCCUGACCUCAGUGGAGUCGGAGACAGUGGACUCGGAGUACAAGCUGAACAACGCCACCCAGAGGCUGCUGCGGUUAGAGCGCGACGUCACGCUGCUCAGAGAGAAGACACUGAACACCUCACUCAGCUCUGAACAAACUGAAAAAGACGCAGAGAGCAUCAACAAAGUGGCUGAGCAGGUCAAAAAGGAUCUGGACUCGGAGCUGAAGGAUAAGUACAGCACCGUGGAGGAACUGAUCACACAGAAGGCCGGGGGCGUGGCCAACGCCAAGAAGAGGGCGGAGCUUCUACAGCAGGAAGCCAAAGACCUGCUGCUACAGGCCAGCGACAAGCUGCAGCUGCUGAAAGAUUUAGAGAAGUCGUAUGAGGACAACCAGAAGACUUUGGAAGACAAGGCCAACCAGUUGGUGGAUCUGGAGAAGUCCAUCAAAGAGCUUCUGCAGGAGAUCAGUCACAAAGUCACUGUCUACAGCACCUGUCUGUUUUAAACACAACCUCCUGUCCGGGGUUUUGGUCCCCCAAGUCAAAAUUAAUGGCAAUCAAGGAUAUGGGAAUUUGAAACCAGAAGCCAUUUAAAGACAUGCUCCUGAACUUUAGCGACUACUUAGUAUUUUUUUAAACCUCCCGCUUUGGGCUGGAUGUGUCAAUGUGUAGUUCAUACGUGCAUAAUCUAUGAGCAGAAUUACUGUCUUACCUAAACUAGCCACGAAAUCCCUAGUUUGAAAGCUGUGCGGCACCAUUUUGCCAAAAUGUUCUCCCACUUGGGCCAGCCCCCUAGUCAUUUGAGUUCAACCAAUGAGCUUCAGCCCCUCGCCAUAUGAUUGACAGCUCUUUUGUUUUAUUUUGUUUUUUAUUUUAGGGGGUAUGAUUGACAGCUAGCAAGAUGCACAUGUUGCACCCACAACAGAGCAGAGAGAGCAAGCAAUGACGUGGAGCACAUAUCUGCACAUAUGUGAGGUAGUACACAAUCUUCAGUGUCCACCUUUGGCUCAUGGGCACUACUUUCAGAACUACAGGAUAAAGUAUACAAAAGUACUGGAGAAUCUAUAUAUUACUGACACUUGCCCCUUUAGACUGGACACUCAGUCACACUCCCUGGUUUCAUCAUUUAACGUGGAAAAUGUUGGUUUACUUUUGUACUGUGUGAAAGUAAAAAAACUGGCAUUUGUGUGGAAAAAGCAGGGGAUGAAAAAGUAGAAACAUGUUUCUAAUUGUAGGAAACAAGGAGAAAGGAUAAGUUAAAAUGUGAAUCCUGCCAAUGAGUUUGCCAGCCAAGUUACAGCAGCCAUCAUUGCCUAUACAAAGAGACAUGAACCACCCACAGACGUUACAACUGCCUUGUGUGGUAGUAGUACUAGCAUAUGUGAGAUUGUUAUGGUUUAGAAUCACAGCUUUUAGGUAAAUUUCUCAUUGCUUACUGAAUAUGAAAAACAUCCUAACAAUUUCAAAUAAAAAGGAACAUGUGCAUUGUUCUGAAAUGUUUCCAAAGAAAUGCCCCUCCAGUUUAAACAUAAUUGAACUUAAUAAUUGUUCUUAAGCAUGUAAACCAAAGUUUAGAGGGCUGAAAGCGUGACUGUAAUGUUUGACCUAACUUUUUACCACGAGACUGCAAUGAUUUUAUUCCUCCAAACUUUUGUAUUGGAUUAUCUCGUACAUUUGAUUGCAACAUUGUAUGAGCCAAUUGGUUACUUUCAAAGUUUUAUCUAGACCAAAAUCUAGACCACAACUAAAUUGAUUUUUAAUUAAAAAACUACCCAUAGAAAUCCCAUCAAAUAUUUGUUAUAUCUCUUCAAUCUACUGAAAAGCGAUAUAUUUUGGGGUGUCUCGACAAGUACUGAGUUAUUUUUGACAUAUGUGCUAUUUAUGUGCCUCUCUACUUAACUGUAGAGUACCUGUUUGGCUAAGACGGAGCUGUGUGUGUGUGAGAGGGAGCAGCUGGCGCCUGUGUUCUCCACUAGAAGUCUGAGGCCCUCAGAGUGACCCUGGGAGGCAGCCACAUGCAGAGUGGACAUCCUGUGUACACUAAGCAUUAGAUCCAAUGCCUAGAUCUGGAACACAAGAGACAUUUAGCUUUCUCAGUACUCACAGUUUUGUUUUUAUCUCUUGUAUUUUGGUGUAUAAGUGAUCUUGCUUCUUUUUGAAAGGUACUUUAAAUACAAUGCAUUAUUAUUAUUAGACUGCCCUAAAUCUAUGGAAGGCCUAUAUUUUCAAGGAAAUGCAUCCAUCCUGUCAUACCUGGGAGAAAUCAGGUCUGAGUUUUGAAUUGGUGAAUACAUGAAUUGGUGAUAGCAUUUUACUUAAAUCAUAAAUGGAUUAUUCAAUCACACAUGAGUGGGGUGGAGAGUGGGGUAAGUUGAGCAGAAGGGGUAAGUUGAGCACCUACCUUGUUUCUAGGAAACCAUACACAACAUUUAUAAUUUGACCAAAUAUUUAGAAAGAGGUCAUCAUGUCAUGGAGUGUGUGAAGGAAGAAGCCUGGAAAAAGUGGUAAGCAAGUUAGGGCAGAAUAACUGAUUUUCACCAAGUCAAAUGAAUUAAAAGUGUUUCAAAAAGUACAACGUGUUUGUUAGGUGUUAAGCCUGUGUUAAAAUAUGCUUACAAUUUUUAAAAGACAAAAAAGCGAUUAUGAUUGUGUUAAAAUAUGUUUGGGAAAUAAAGAUAGACACUGUUUUAAAAUGUUA
Molecule: messenger RNA, 7909 nt
Organism: Oncorhynchus keta (chum salmon)
Lineage: Eukaryota; Metazoa; Chordata; Actinopteri; Salmoniformes; Salmonidae
Product: laminin subunit beta-1-like
Exons: 33
Coding region: 345-5717 (1790 amino acids)
Biological process (GO): basement membrane assembly; substrate adhesion-dependent cell spreading; cell migration
Cellular component (GO): laminin trimer
Molecular function (GO): integrin binding; extracellular matrix structural constituent
Source: RefSeq, a predicted model, not a curated record